Molecule: messenger RNA, 2637 nt
Organism: Vollenhovia emeryi
Lineage: Eukaryota; Metazoa; Arthropoda; Insecta; Hymenoptera; Formicidae
Product: gastrin-releasing peptide receptor
Exons: 7
Coding region: 439-1833 (464 amino acids)
Biological process (GO): G protein-coupled receptor signaling pathway
Cellular component (GO): membrane
Molecular function (GO): G protein-coupled peptide receptor activity
Source: RefSeq, a predicted model, not a curated record
UGUGUAGAUGUAUAUUAAUUUCGAGUGCGAGUUCCGGCGUAGAACGAUUAGCACGACGGACUAUGUGCAGUAGCGAAUCCACGUGUACAUUUGCUUUCAGAUAAGAGCGUCCGGGGAUAAUGAGCGCAGUUUUAUCGGAAUACUUAACCGAACGUUGUAUAUAGUGCUUCUCCGUUUGCAGUAUAACAGUGAUUAAAGAGAGUAUAUCUUAAAAGCGAACGUGUAUUGCAUAUAACAUAUACUACGUAAACAUGUUUGUGUUACUAUAAAAAACAAAAUGAAUGACACGCAUACAAAACUCAAUUAGGACGCCAGCCGGUGCAUAUCACUGACAUUGACGUUGGAGGCUCUAUAAUUUGGAUAACGAGGAAGAAAGAUCAAAAUGCAAAGAGGAUCAUAUUCUCGUUAACGGCAAAAAAGCGCUUGAAUUGGAACGGAAUGGCCAUGUCGUGGCCAUAUGCGACAAGUGCCUCACCAUCCUCCUCGAUUACAAUCUUCAUGAUGACAACACGAUUAACGCCACUGGCAUUAAUAACAAAUUACACGGAAGUCAAUGACUCUAGCAAUAUCACGAAAGAUAUCAACGAAGAGGAGGAGGAGUAUACGCCGUACAGCGACCGACCGGAAACAUAUAUAGUACCGAUCGUCUUUCUUUUGAUCCUGCUAAUCGGCCUGACUGGAAAUGGCGUGCUCGCUCUUACGAUCCUUCGACACACAAACAUGAGGAACGUACCAAAUACGUAUGUUCUCUCGCUGGCACUUGGGGAUUUACUGGUAAUAGUAACAUGCAUCCCAUUCACCUUUACCGUCUACAUUUUGGAUUCCUGGCCUUUCGGAUUAGUACUAUGCAAACUUUCCGAGUGUGCGAAGGACAUAUCUAUCGGAGUUUCCGUUUUCACUCUAACUGCCCUCUCAGCAGACAGAUUUUUCGCAAUCGUGGAUCCUAUGCGAAAAUUGCAUGUCACAGGUAGUGGAAGACGAGCAACACGCUUCACCGCAAUCGUUGCGGUACUAAUUUGGGUCUUGGCUAUAAUAUGCGCGAUCCCGGCUACCUUUUCGUACAUCAGAGUCUUCAGGGUUAACCCAAACAUAAGCUUUUGCGUAUGUUACCCGUUCCCCGAGGAAUUUGGACCAAACUAUCCAAAGGUGAUACUGAUAUGUCGCUUUUUCAUCUACUACCUUAUACCUCUCAGCAUCAUUGCCGUUUUCUAUAUGUUGAUGGCCAGACAUCUUAUGCGCAGUACGAGAAAUAUACUCGGCGAGAUGCAAGGCCAGGUGAAGCAAAUACAAGCCCGUAAAAAGGUAGCAAAAAUGGUAAUGGCUUUUGUCAUUGUGUUUGCAGUUUGCUUUUUCCCACAACAUGUUUUCAUGUUGUGGUUUUAUAUUCACCCAACUGCACAAAAGGAUUACAAUGCCUUUUGGCACUACUUUCGUAUUUUGGGUUUCUGCCUUGCCUUCACCAACAGUUGCAUCAACCCUAUCGCUCUCUACUGCGUGAGUGGUACUUUCAGAAAGUACUUUGACAGAUACUUGUUGUGUUGCGCUACAAAGAGGAUGCGAAGACGACAUCGACGAUCGUCAGAUCUAAGUUCGCGCGGACGAGGGCAAAGUUUUUCACUUGUCAGUUCAAGAAAAUACUUGGGCGAUUCUCGCCGAGAACAACGAAGUGUAAUGCGCCUCUCUAUGAUGGCGGGUGAUAUACGAUCGACAACUCCGAUUAAAGAGCAAGAAACUACUAUCACUCUGUCGGCGUAUCCAAAUGGCAUUGAUGAAUCAUUAAGAAAUCAACGAGCACCGACAGAAUCGACCGUACACGAUCGAUUAGUUACUUAAAGAAUAUAUCAACGUCAUAUUUCUUCGUAUAAUCGUUUAUAUAAAAUAAUUUUGGUGUCAUUUAAUAUUGAUUAAGUAAAUAUAUAUUUUAAUGAUGUGUCUUCUCACAAUUCAAGCUUUAGAUUGCUGAUUCCUGAUAUAUUUAAUCGUUGCAUUUGAAGGAAAAAGUAAUAAAAAUUUUCAUAUACCCGUUACGAGUAAUUAAAAUCGUUAAUAUUUGGGUGAUUUUGUUGUCAUAUUUAAAAAACAUGCUUAAUUGGCGUAAUUUAGAAUAAUCGCAAUAAAUACAUGAUGACAGAGUACACAAAAGUGGUAUAGUUGUACCACUUUUAUACUUUUACAUUAACGGCAUUUAAUAAAGGUUUGAUAAUGUUUAAUAUGCCAUCAAGUGUUUAUUGGAAUGUCACGUAAAUAAAUUUCUGUUUCGAUACAUUUAUAUUUAUCGUGUACAAAGAAUCAUAUUUGAAUUUAAGACAUUAAUAAUAAUAGAAUUAGCGAUAAUAAACGAUAAACGAAAUCAAAUAAAUUGACUUCGUGCUUUUAUGGAAAAUUUUAGCAUGUAUCGUCCGACCAAUAAAUAUUACAUUCCGCCGAAUAAGUUACAGUAUUAAAAGUUAUGAACGAAUGUAUACUGCUAUUUGUAUAGAAAAAUAAAUAUGUAGAAAUCAAAGUUAUUAUAAAAUAAUUCACAUCAUUGUAAAGAUAGCGUAAUGGAAAAAGAAUUAUUUACAAAUUGAUGGAGCGAUAAAAUAUGAUCUCGAUUGUACAUGGAAAAAAUAAAGAAUUCUGCAUCGGCAACCGAAU